Molecule: messenger RNA, 1893 nt
Organism: Ziziphus jujuba (common jujube)
Lineage: Eukaryota; Viridiplantae; Streptophyta; Magnoliopsida; Rosales; Rhamnaceae
Exons: 15
Coding region: 147-1322 (391 amino acids)
Biological process (GO): protein localization to plasma membrane; GPI anchor biosynthetic process
Cellular component (GO): membrane; endoplasmic reticulum
Molecular function (GO): glucosaminyl-phosphatidylinositol O-acyltransferase activity
Source: RefSeq, a predicted model, not a curated record
AAAAAUGAAAAAAAAAAAAAAAAAUUUGAGCUUCGGGCUCAGCCAAAAAAGCCAUUAACCUUGACAUUACCAUUUCUCAGAAAACCGAAAAGGAAUAAUAUUUAUAUUUGAAUAGUAUAUGCAGCUUCCAUUGAUUUGCAGCGUCAAUGGAUUCUCUUCCGAAUUCUCUCAAUCCAAACAAGCGCCUUAAAGAAGAAUUUGUGAGCAAUUUGACAGGAUCUUCCAUGCUUGAAAUCGCUGCGCUUUCCACAUUAAUCCCUAUUGUGAUACUUGUGCGCCACUCAAUCGGCUUCAAUCGCAUUGUUGAUCCUGUUACUAUUGACAUCAAAAGGAAGAAAAAUGAUGAUGCAAAAGAUUGUUCUACAAGUUGGUCAGAUUAUAUGGCUACAUUGUUUAUGGAUUUUAUUCUCAUUGUGCUGCCCAUCCUUGUAUUUUUCACAGUUUUAGCAGAAUGGACAUAUAUAUUGGUGAUUUUGUUGACGUUGUUACUUAUUCUCUGUGCUGUGGCCAAAAGAUUGAGUUCUUAUUCCCCCCCAAGGGAAGGAGGGCUUCUUUCUCUCAGGGAAAAUAUUUCCUCAUACAGGGUGGCUACGAUGAUGAUAACAUGCUUGUGUAUCUUGGCUGUGGAUUUCAGAAUAUUUCCUAGAAGAUAUGCUAAAACUGAGACUUAUGGUACUAGCUGGAUGGAUCUUGGGGUUGGCUCAUUUGUAGUAGCCAAUGCAUUAGUUUCACGGCAAGCGCGCAAUAUAUCAUCUAUGAAAUGGAAGUCUGCAAUUCAAUCCACUGCUCCACUGAUCAUUCUAGGAUUUGUUCGUCUGCUCACUACUGCCGGUGUUGACUAUCAGGUUCAUGUCGGCGAAUAUGGAAUGCACUGGAAUUUCUUUUUCACACUAGCUGCCAUAUCAGCUCUGACAUCCAUUGUUAAUGUUCCUCCACAAUAUUGUGGAAUCCUUGGAUCAUUAGUUCUAGUAGGCUACCAAUAUUGCUUGUUGAAUGGGUUAAACUUGUAUCUGCUUUCUAACAAUAGGGGAACUGAUCUAAUCAGCCAAAAUAAGGAGGGUGUUUACAGCAUAUUAGGUUAUUGGGGUAUGUACCUUCUUGGUGUCCAGCUUGGGAACUUUCUUUUCUUUGGAAACCAUUCCUCUGCUACAAUGAGAAGCAAUGAAUGGGCAAGAAUCAGAGCUUCGAUACUUUCUUUUCUCUUUUGGUCGUUAACUGUGUUUCUGGACAGCUAUGUAGAGAGAGUUUCCCGUAGAAUGUGCAACCUGGCUUAUGUUACCAUGGUAUUGGCUAUUAAUCUACAGUAUGGACUCUGCUCUUAAGGAAGUGAUAUGACCUUUGCGAAAGGAGUAGAGAGCUGGUAAUUCAAAAACUGCAUAUCAGUUUUGGGGAGGUUGAACAGAUGACCUGUAUGGUUACGGAAAAAUAAGUUGAGUGGGAUAUGGCUUUAAUACACAGUUAGUUCUCAUUGAGGUUUGCUGAAUUUAUUUUUGUUUUUUCUGUUCUUGGUCUUUUUCUUUUUUCUUUUUUUUUUUAAUAAUUUCCUAAUUAGUGGAGGUUUGGAGGGCAUUUAUUUAAUGGUAUUUUCUCGAAUUAAUUAUAUGUUUCCUCCUGCACUUUGGUGGCAGUGUCAGCGUUAUAUUCAUAGAAGCAUUUAAAGACUGUCAGUCUGGUUUACGAUGGUUAUAACAGUUGGUGAUUAACUAGAUUAUUCGAGAAAAUUAAGUGGAUUUAACAGUCAUCAUAGAUUAAUCAAUACAAAUAAAAAAGUUAGGGAUUUGAUAGCUAAAAUUGGAAGUUUAAGAAUGAAAUUUACACGUUCAAAAUUCAAGGGGAUAAUGUAUAGUUUUUCCUACCUUUUUUUUUUUUUCUUUUUUUUUUUGGCCUUUUUCC